AUGAAAGUUAGUAAUUUACUUUUAGAAAAAUCUAAUCCUUUAAUAGAACAAUCCAUGACAGAAUUAAAAGUACAAGUUGAUAGAAGAAGAUUAGAAGCUAUGAUUAUAGGUGAAAUACAAGGUGAAAAUGCUGAAACAUUUUUUAAUAGAGUUGAGAAAAUAACUGGGGCAAAAGUUUAUUGGCCUUCGAGAUUGAAGAUUAAAGCAAAAACAAAAAAAGAUGUUGUUAUAAAAUUAAUUGGAAGUUCUCUGAACAUUCAAAAAGCUGCUCUAAUUAUUUCUGAAAGAUUAAGAGUUAGGAAAGAGAAAGCAACCCUCAAAAUGGAAAUUAGCCAUUGUCUUCAUUCACAAGUUAUUGGACGUGCGGGUAAAAAUACACAACAAAUAAUGAGGGAUACUGGUUGUCAUAUUCAUUUUCCAGAUUCUAAUAAAGUAUUAAGUCCAACAUUGCCUCAAGCAAAGAAUGAUCAAGUUUCAAUAUCUGGAUGUGUUAAAGAUGUUGAAAAAGCUAGGGAAUUGCUUAGAGCAAGUGGCCCUCUGACAAUUUCUGUAAAUAUACAACUAUCAUUAUCGAGAAGUGUUCGUGCUAUUCAACCACGACUAGAUCCAGUUUAUUUACAACGUCAUUUCAAUCCAAAUAAUUCAAAUAACGACUUAAAUAUCCAAUUUAGUCCGUGUGGAUUAGGGCCAUUAUCUUUUGGUUCUUUACAUUUUGUAAUGCGUUCAAGUACUCGAAAUGAAUUAGAAAUGCUUAGAGCUUUUGGAAAAAUAUGUCAAUUAAUUGGAAUUUUUCCAACGGGAGAAGAACUUUUUUGUUAUUCACAAUUUGAAAUUAGAUCAUCCGCUUUGCCUUCUUUAAGUGCUCUUAGAUGGAUUGCUUUUAGAACAAAUACACAAAUACAAUUAAAUGCCCAAGGUUUAUUAAUAUCUGGACCGUUAGAAGGAAUUUUUGUGGCAAGAAAGUUUAUAACGUGGCAUUUUGUCGAUCGGAGCCCUGGUUUAUUGCCUGUAUCUCUACAAUUUGAAAAACCAACAGAAGUACCAACUCCAUCAAAUUCUUUAUUAAGAAUAUUAGAACGUGAAUUAGAUUUACAAAUUUCUGAAAAAAGAAAACGUAAAAUGCCAAAAAUAAAUAAUGAAAAGGAAAGUGGAAAUGAUGAAAGGGAAUAUAUUAUUUGUACUUAUGAGGCAAAUUUAUUCAAUGUUUAUCUGGCUAGAAAUAAACUUCUUCAAUUAAAUAAUCAAAAUAAAAUAUCAGACUCUCCAGAAAAAUCCAAAGAAGAAAAUGCUGAUUCCGAUGACCAGUUUCCUCAAGACAAUGACAGAGCCGCAUUAAUGCGUAGUUUGUGCCGUGAAAGUCUUUUGAUAAAUCAACAACAACAACAACAACCAUUAAUAUCUCCAUCUAACUUUUCACUUUCUGUUAACGAAACAAAAGGAUUUAUAAAUACAAAUAAAAUGGAUUGGGGAAACCAAUUAGAAAAUAUUUGUAAAUUAAAUUUAUUAGAAGAAGACGGAGAGGGUGGGGGACCUAAAUCACCAGAUCCUCAAGAAUCGCCAAUAGCUGCUGGAUUACUUGCGGGGGCUAAAAGUGUUAAUUUACAAAAAGGAGAAUUUAGAAAAAUUUUGGAUCGAGAACGUUUAAGGCUUAGAAAUACAGCAAUUAAUACAACAAAUAAAUCAAUUUUUGUUAAUGAAAAUAAUUUAAAUAACAAAAAAGAGAAAUUAACUUCAAAUGAUAUUUGGGCAAUUUAUGGUUUUAGUAGUUCUUUACCAACAGAAUUAUUUAGUAAAAUUUCUAAAAAUAAUUCAAAAAAUAUUUGGAAUGAAGAAGAAAAUAAAAUUAAAGGAAGGCCAAUUGUUGGUAGAGGAAAUGAAGAAGAAUAUUUAAAUAAAGAAGAGGAAGAGGAAGAAAAUAAAAUUAAAGAAGAAAAUUUAAUUAAUGAAAAGAAAUUGCCUCCUAUUUUUAAUGAAAAUAUUCUUCCUCCACCUCCUCCAACAUCUUCUUCUUCUCAAUUAUUAAAUUCUAAUAUUUUUUCCACUUCCACUGAAACAUUUCCAACAAAAUCAACAACAAAUAAUUUAGAUAAUCAAAUAUUAAUUUCUGAACAAGAAGGAGAUGAUAAAGAAGAAAAUAAUAAAUUAAAAAAUCAAUUAAUUGAAACAAAAAAAGCAACAGCACUUGUCCAUCCUCGAGUAGCAGCUUUACAGGCUGGAGAACAACAAAAAAGAGCUCCAAAAUUUGCAAUGAGUGCAGGAAAUUCUUGUCUUUUCGAGACUUCUACAAAUAUUAUUACUCCAAAUUUCUCCAAAAUUCCUAAUGAAAAUAAAUCUUCUAAAUUUCAAUUAAAUGAAAAUAACAAUAAUGAAUGUACUCAACAACAAUUACUUCCUCCUCCUUCUCCAACUCCUCCUCCUUCCCCUCAAUGGGAUAUUCGUGUUUUGACUGAACCUUCUUCUGUAUUAACACAAUUAGGGUUAUCUGAACAUAUUAAUUUAUUUCGUGAACAAGAAAUUGAUAUGCAGGCAUUUUUAUUAUUGGAUGAGCCUUGUUUAAAUACUCUUGGAGUAUCCACUUUAGGUGCUAGAAAGAAAAUAAUGCAUGCUGUAACAAAAUUACGAGAAUCAGCUCGUCGUUAUGGAAUUUACUCACUUUAA
Molecule: messenger RNA, 2658 nt
Organism: Meloidogyne enterolobii
Lineage: Eukaryota; Metazoa; Nematoda; Chromadorea; Rhabditida; Meloidogynidae
Source: the annotation of a GenBank genome assembly